AUGGCCUCCGACAUGCAGACGUUCCAGCAACCCACACUUCUGACUUCCCUUCCCUCGUUGCGAGCUGAGACAGCCAGCCCGAAGCGGCGUGUCGACCACGAGGCGUUUGGGAGCCCCACACUUAUGCCGCACCUCGAGGAGCUCGAAAGUGGGAUAUAUCGACCCGGCCAGCGCGAAAGUUCUCUGCUCUCCACCAUGAGCCUCUUCACAAGCUACUCGAAGCGAGGCUGUGGCCGUGCCUUUCUUCAGAGAGUCGUGGACUCCGCGAAGUUUGAGUUCCUUUGUGGCCUGUUGAUCUUGGCGAAUUCGGUUCUGCUUGGGGCCACCAUUCAUUGGCAAGCACGUCACCGCACCACUGGCAUGCCGGACGGCAUGCAUGCAGUGAGCUUUGCCUUCAAUGCUUUCUUCGUGUUGGAGCUUUGCGCACGGCUUGCUGCCUAUGGGUGCCGAGCCUUCUUCUGCACAUCGAGCAACUACAAGAUCAAUUGGUUCGAUACGGUCAUCGUAUUGACGAUCUUGCCGCAGCUCGUCGCGGAUGUGUUGAACAUGGAUGCAACCAGGUUUUCACAUCAUGGCAGCAACUUGCGCGUCCUGCGAGCUCUCCGGCUUGUCCGACUUCUCCGACUUGUUCGGUUGCUGCGUGUUGUACGGUUCUCCCGAUCGCUCCAGACCCUUCUCCAUUCCAUCUUCGUGACUCUUCGAGACCUGUUUUGGGCCAUGCUGCUUCUGGCGCUGUUGGUUUACAUGUUCGCCACGGCUUUCACAGAGGCUGUAAACCGUGCGCUGGUCAUCUCUCCCGACGCCUUCUUGCCGGAGGAGGCCGCAGCACUGGCAAGGCUCUUUGGAGACCUGCAGCUGUCCAUCCACACUCUGUUCAUGUCCAUCGCUGGUGGUUUGUCGUGGGUCGAGGCCACGAAUGCGCUUCAACGGAUCAGCUGGUGCUGGGUCUACCUCUUCUGCUCCUACGUGGCUUUCAGUUUAUUCGCCGUCCUCAACGUGAUGACAGGUGUCUUCUGCAACUCUGCGAUCAAGGGCGCAGAGAAAGACCAGGAGAUGGCUGUGCAGGCGCUGAUGGUCGACAAGCAUGAGCUCAAGAACGUGUUGACCAAGCUCUUCCGGGAGAUGGAUGUGAAUGACGAUGGCUCUGUAUGCUACAAAGAGUUCAAGCAAUGCAUGCAGGACGAAAAGGUGAAGAACCUUUUCGAAGCCUUGGACCUCGGACCAGGGGAUGCGAAGCAGCUGUUCAAGGUUUUGGAUGUCAACAAG
Symbiodinium necroappetens is the source of this 1266-nucleotide messenger RNA. The record is from the annotation of a GenBank genome assembly. Lineage: Eukaryota; Dinophyceae; Suessiales; Symbiodiniaceae.